UUAAUUUUUUUUUGUUAUAAUGUUCUUCUAUUUAGUUCUACUCUCCCAAUUCCCAAUUGUAAUAUAAUUUAGUGUAUUCUUAUUAUUUCCUAUUUUUUCCAUUAAAAAAGGUAGUGAAAAGGUUUUGGAGGCAACUUUGUGAGAACUUUUCCUUGAUAAGGCUCCUCUCAAUCAAGCCCUUAUAUAUUUUCCUUCUCUCAUCUUCUGUAUAUACAAGUACUACAAGAUGAAUACUAAGGACACUGCAAAUGAACAACCUGGAGCAGAUGUAGCAACCCUUUUAAAUGAUUGUGCAGAUGAUUCUGCUGAACCGAAAAAGGUGAGUAAAAGAAAGGCAUGUAGAUCUCUCUCAUCAGUGUCAACUAAAAUUUCUAAAUUACAUGGUGAUCCAAAUGAUUUUGGAGACAAUGUUGAGUUAUGUGGUAUGGAUAAUCCUUGUGGAAGUGAGAAUAUUAGAGAAGCAAUUGCUAAAAUGCUUAUAGGUAAUGAGCUCAAUCUUGAAUGUGUGGAGAGUGAAAGAUUAAAGCAUUUUUGUAGAAUCUUAGAACCAAGGUUUAAAGUUCCAUCUCCCGUUAAUGUUCAAGAUGAUUGUUUGAAUCUUUAUCUGAAAGAAAAGAACAAGUUAAAGGAUGUUUUGAUUGAGUCAACUCAAAGUGUUUGCCUAUCUAUAACUACAUUGACAUCUAAGCAAAAGUUGAGUUACAUGGGCCUUGCUGCACAUUAUGUAGAUAGUGACUGGGAAUUGCAAAAGAGAAUCUUAAAGUUUUGUCAAGUUCCAAAUCACAAGGUUGAGACAAUUGGCAAGACAGUUGAUAAGUCUUUAAUAGAAUGGAACAUUAGGAAAAUAUUCACUGUGACAGUCAACAAUGCAAGCUCUACUGAUGGAGUUGUUGCAUACUUGUCCAACAGAGUGACACCAAUUCUGAAGCCUGAGUUCAUGCAAAUGAGAUAUUGCUCCGAUAUUCCAGUUUUAAUUGUCAAAGAUGGUUUGAAAUAUUACCAUGAGUCAAUAUCUAGAAUCCGCAAUGCCAUCAGGUAUGUUACAUCCUCUUCAGCAAGAUUUAAGAAAUUUAAGACUUGUAUUGAACAUGAGAAGAUUAUUUCAGAGAAUUUUGUCUUCUUAGACGUUCCAAACAGUUGGGAAUCAACUUGUCUAAUGUUGAAUGUAGCUGUAGCCUUUGAAAAAGCAUUUGAGCGUUUGGGAAAUGAAGAUACUCAAUUCCGCGAGUUUGUGGAUGGAGAAAGGGCUCCUAGUGACACAGAUUGGAAGAUUGCGCGUGCUUGCAUAAACCUGAAGAAAUUGUAUGAUUCAUCAUUAGUAUUGUUUGAAGACUAUUAUGUGACAUUGAAUCUAGUUGUGGUUCAGGUGGCAUGGAUUAGCAAACGCUUGAAAUCUUGGUGCAACAGUAAAGAUUUGCAUCUAAAGAACAUGGCAUACAACUUAAGGAAAAAAUGUGAGAAGCAUUGGAAAAAUAUGAUCAACCAUGUCAACCCUUUGUUGUUUGUUGCUGUUUUGCUUGAUCCUCGCUACUUGGAAAAGGGUUUAAAAAACAUGUCGCUUUUGAUAUGCGACGAUGAGCUUUUGGCUGAUGAACUGACAAAAAAGGCUAGGAAGACUUUGGAGAAUUUGUAUGAGCAUUAUACAAUGCUUUACUCUACUUCAAAUGGUGAAAAGGAUAUGAAGAAUAUUGACUAUGAUAAACUAAAUUCAUUUGAACACUUUAUGUUAGGUGAAGAUCAAAAGAUAACAGAAUUGGAGAGAUACUUAUCACAGUUUCGUCAUCCUUCCUACAAUGAUUUCAACAUCUUGAUUUGGUGGAAGGUUCAUAGCUUUUGUGAAUGUGAGAUUUUACUUAGGAUAGUAAGAGAUGUGUUUGCCAUUCCUGUUUCUUUUACAUUUUCUGAAACAGAUUGUUGCAGUAGUGAUAUGAUUCUUGACUUAUCUAAUAAUACUUUGUUAUCUUCUAAGACAAUAGAGACACUCAUUUGUGCUAAGAACUGGUUAGACCCUCUUGCAUAGAGAGGAAUUAACUAUGUUCAAAGCUUCUCUUAAGCUUUAUCUUUUUCUUGUAAUGUUUGUCAAAUUUUUGUUUGAAUUAUGGAAACUGCAUGCUUUCCGUUUUGCAUUUCUAAAAUAUAAAAUUUUUACUUUGUUUUAAAA
Cannabis sativa is the source of this 2161-nucleotide messenger RNA. Its product is annotated as zinc finger BED domain-containing protein RICESLEEPER 2. Bases 227 to 2020 code for a protein of 597 amino acids. The record is from RefSeq and is a predicted model, not a curated record. The transcript is spliced from 2 exons. Gene Ontology annotation, molecular function: protein dimerization activity; DNA binding. Lineage: Eukaryota; Viridiplantae; Streptophyta; Magnoliopsida; Rosales; Cannabaceae.